Molecule: messenger RNA, 612 nt
Organism: Emiliania huxleyi CCMP1516
Lineage: Eukaryota; Haptophyta; Isochrysidales; Noelaerhabdaceae
Exons: 3
Coding region: 1-612 (203 amino acids)
Biological process (GO): endoplasmic reticulum to Golgi vesicle-mediated transport; intracellular protein transport; Golgi organization
Cellular component (GO): endoplasmic reticulum-Golgi intermediate compartment; endoplasmic reticulum; COPII-coated ER to Golgi transport vesicle
Source: RefSeq, a predicted model, not a curated record
AUGUCCUUCGCGCGGCGUUUGCUAUUGAUCGCUCUCGCGCAGGUGUUCGCUCCUGUCAUCGGCUUUGGCUUCACCGUCGAGGCCGGCGGGAAGACCUGCUUCGACGAGACGGUGAAGUCGAGCGAGCGAGUGAGCGGCGACUGGCGGGUGAUCUCUGGAGGCGUUCUCGACCUCGACGUGGAGGUCACGAGCCCAUCGGGUGAACAUGUUUACUCAGCGGAGCGCGAGGCGGCCGGCUCGUUUGCCUUCUUCGCGACCGACUCGGGAACCUACGUCGUGUGCUUCUCAAACGCGCGGGCGACGCAGGCGGCGCGUGAGGUCUCAGCCAAGAUCACUGUGGGCGAGCAGGGCGACGGGGUGGAGCUAGCCAAGGCGGAGCAGCUUGCACCGCUGGAGGACCGCGUCAAGAGGUUGCACACGUCGAUGAUUAGCGUGAGGGACCUGCAGGACCAGCAGCGUGAGCAGGACGAGGAGCGGUAUCGCGUCACCUCGCAGACCCGCCGCUGGCUGCUCUGGUUCACCGUGCUCGAGGCGGCGUUUGUGCUCGUCGCGGUCUCGCUCUGGCAAAUCCUCUACCUCAAAAGCUUCUUCGAGGUCAAGCGGGUCGUCUAG